This is a messenger RNA of Empidonax traillii (willow flycatcher), 1501 nucleotides long. Its product is annotated as mothers against decapentaplegic homolog 4-like. Gene Ontology annotation, molecular function: DNA-binding transcription factor activity, RNA polymerase II-specific; I-SMAD binding; RNA polymerase II cis-regulatory region sequence-specific DNA binding. The transcript is spliced from 10 exons. Gene Ontology annotation, cellular component: heteromeric SMAD protein complex. The record is from RefSeq and is a predicted model, not a curated record. Gene Ontology annotation, biological process: anatomical structure morphogenesis; BMP signaling pathway; transforming growth factor beta receptor signaling pathway. The annotation marks the transcript as partial. NCBI's taxonomy places the organism in Eukaryota, Metazoa, Chordata, Aves, Passeriformes, Tyrannidae.
AUGGACAAUAUGUCUAUUACCAACACGCCGACAAGCAACGACGCCUGCCUGAGCAUCGUCCACAGCUUGAUGUGCCAUCGACAGGGCGGGGAGAGCGAGACCUUCGCCAAGCGCGCCAUCGAGAGCCUGGUCAAGAAGCUGAAGGAGAAGAAGGACGAGUUGGACUCGCUGAUCACGGCCAUCACCACCAACGGCGCCCACCCCAGCAAGUGCGUGACCAUCCAGAGGACGCUGGAUGGGAGGCUUCAGGUGGCCGGUCGCAAGGGGUUCCCCCACGUCAUCUACGCCCGGCUCUGGCGGUGGCCCGACCUGCACAAGAACGAGCUCAAGCACGUGAAAUACUGCCAGUACGCCUUCGACCUCAAGUGCGACAGCGUCUGCGUCAACCCCUACCAUUAUGAGCGGGUGGUAUCGCCCGGCAUCGAUCUAUCAGGGCUGACACUACAGAGUUCUGCUCCCUCCAGCAUGCUGGUGAAGGACGAGUACGUCCACGACUACGAGGGGCAGCCGUCGCUCAGCUCGGCCGAGGGUCACUCCGUGCAGACCAUCCAGCACCCGCCCAGCAACCGGCCAUCGACGGAGCCUUACAGCGCCCCGGGGGCCCUGCUGGCCCCCAGCGAGGCCAGCACCACCAGCACCACCAACUUCCCCAACAUUCCCGUGGCCUCCACAAGUCAACCUACCAGUCUAUUGACAGGUAGCCAUAGUGAUGGCCUCUUACAGAUUGCUGCAGGGCCUCAGCCAGGAGCUCAGCAGAAUGGCUUUGCGGCCCAACCAGCAACUUACCACCACAAUAGCACCACGACCUGGACCGGCAGCCGGACGGCCGCUUACACGCCCACCAUCCCGCACCAUCAGAACGGCCACCUGCAGCACCACCCGCCCAUGCACCCCGGCCACUACUGGCCGGUUCACAACGAGCUCGCAUUCCAGCCUCCCAUCUCCAAUCACCCCGCUCCGGAGUACUGGUGUUCCAUCGCCUACUUCGAGAUGGACGUGCAGGUGGGGGAGACGUUCAAGGUCCCUUCCAGCUGCCCCAUCGUCACCGUGGACGGUUACGUCGAUCCCUCGGGGGGUGACCGCUUCUGCCUGGGCCAGCUGUCCAACGUGCACCGAACAGAGGCCAUCGAGAGAGCGAGGUUGCACAUAGGCAAGGGGGUGCAGCUGGAGUGCAAGGGGGAAGGCGACGUGUGGGUGCGGUGCCUGAGCGACCACGCCGUGUUCGUGCAGAGCUACUACCUGGACCGGGAGGCGGGGCGCGCCCCGGGCGACGCCGUGCACAAGAUCUACCCCAGCGCCUACAUCAAGGUGUUCGACCUGCGGCAGUGCCACCGCCAGAUGCAGCAACAAGCAGCCACCGCCCAGGCCGCCGCCGCCGCCCAGGCCGCCGCCGUGGCCGGCAACAUCCCCGGGCCGGGCUCCGUGGGGGGCAUCGCCCCCGCCAUCAGUAAGUACCUCCUUCCCUCUGCUCUCCCCCCCAAAAAAAAAUCAGCUCCCUGCG